AUGCCGCUAAAUAAUAUUUUGGCGGUGGAAAUAUUUGAUGUGUGGGGUAUUGACUUCAUAGGAAUGUUUCCAUUUUCCAAUGGUUAUCAAUACAUUCUUGUGGCGGUGGAUUAUGUAUCCAAGUGGAUUGAGGUUGCAGCUCUUCCCACUAAUGAUUCAAAGGUGGUGAUAAAGUUCAUGAAAAAGCAAAUAUUCACUCAGUUUGGGACUCCACGAGCUAUUAUCAGUGAUGGAGAGAAACACUUCAUUAAUCAGUUGCUAGAUGAUGCAUUAUGGGCAUACAGAACAGCAUACAAAACACCAAUUAGGACUUCUCCCUACCAUAUGGUAUUUAGUAAAGCAUGUUAUCUUCCAUCCAAGCUAGAACAUCAAGCAUAUUGGGAAAUCAAGAAGCUAAAUCUUGACCUAGAGUUAGCUGGCAAGAAAAGACUUGGACAACUGCAUGAACUAGAGGAGUUUCAACUCCAGGCAUAUGAGAACGCACAGUUGUAUAAAGAGAAGAUGAAAUGCGGGCAUGAUAAGCACAUUUUCUCUCGCAUCAUUGAGCUGGGACAACAAGUCUUGUUAUUCAACUCUAUUUUAAAGUUAUUCCCUGAAAAACUGAGAUCUAAGUGGAGUGGACCAUUUGAGGUAGUGAGGAUGACAAAGCAUGGAGCGUAG
Molecule: messenger RNA, 660 nt
Organism: Solanum dulcamara
Lineage: Eukaryota; Viridiplantae; Streptophyta; Magnoliopsida; Solanales; Solanaceae
Exons: 2
Coding region: 1-660 (219 amino acids)
Biological process (GO): DNA integration
Molecular function (GO): nucleic acid binding
Source: RefSeq, a predicted model, not a curated record